Messenger RNA from Rhagoletis zephyria (snowberry fruit fly), 5153 nucleotides. RefSeq lists its product as uncharacterized. Lineage: Eukaryota; Metazoa; Arthropoda; Insecta; Diptera; Tephritidae. The record is from RefSeq and is a predicted model, not a curated record.
UUCUGUACUAUUGUUGGAAUAAAUAAAAAGGGAGCUACAGCGAAACAUAUUUUUAAUAAGCCGUUAUUUGUUUUGUGUAAAAGCUUGCGGUACCGAAAGUAUUUAUCCAAGUUUUUAAAAGCAGUAAGAGCAAACACAACGAAAGCCUUGAUAUUUUUCAUCAGAAAAACGAAAGACCACAAAAACAACAAACAAUUAAUCUAAACAAAAAGAAAAAAAAAAACAUUAAAGAGCCGUAGAAGAACAGGGAACAGGGAAAAAAUACUUGAAAAUUAAUAUUAUCCUUGACAGCAGCCUGCAAAAACAAACGCAAUAAUUCCACCUUCGCGCUAUUAAAGAUAACCGAAUUUUUUUAAACACCAAAGGGGGACACCUCACUCUCGAAUCAAAAUGGCCUUUUCAACACAAAAAGAAUUCUUUCAUGUGCCCUUCAUGAACGAAACGGUCGACUAUGAGUGCCGCAGAGCUUGCGUCAAAUUGAAGACGUAUCAAUCGACCACCGACGAUCGCUCGUGGGCCAUGGAUGAGUCGCUCCAAUCGAGAUUCCUGUCAGAUUUGGUCACUUGCCAGACGCCGGUUGGCGGUUUCGGUAUUGGCGACGAUGACGAAUAUGAAAGCGAUGAAGCAGGGCCUGCAGGAGGACAAAGACGAAUAAAUAGAAACAACGGGCGUGGAGGUGAUGGUCGCGGCGAUCGUGGAAAACAUGCAGCUGAUGGCAAUCGCUAUAGCGCUAGCGCUGGUAUGGGUGGUGAUGUGGGCAGUUCCGGUCCAAGUGGAAGUGGACGUGGAGGUGGAUAUGCUCCACAAUAUGGUUAUCGCCAAGCCGCUUAUAUCGGAAGUGGAGGUGUUGGUCAUGGUGGUGGCGCUUCUGGUGGUGGCGGCGGUGUAGCUGGCAAACAGGGUCAAGGUGGUCUCGUUACCGCUGAUAGUGUACUUGCGUGCGCCAACGAACAAAUGGGCCGUCUACAGGAUCUGCUGUUGGACAAGCAGAAACUCGAAAAGCAAUUAGAGGUGUCGAAUGAACGCUUGAAAGUCGCCAAUAUGGAGAAUGACAAAAUCAAGGCGAUCAUGAAUGAUAGAUUCGAUAGCAAUCAUGCGAAGGAUUUCUACAAUAAAAUACAGAAACUUGCAACAAGCGGCAAAAUAAACAGAAGCGAAGAGAAUGAACUACUCCACAUCUACAAUAAAUUCGAAGAUAUGAAUAAAGCGUAUGAAGUUUUACAAGCCGAAAAUGCCCAUCUGAAGCGACUUAUGGAGAAGCUGUCGUUGCGGGCCUCCUACGAAGCAAUCAAAAUGGAACCAGAAAAAAGCAAUGAUGUGCCGUUUCUACAGAAUGAGGUAAACAAAUUGCGCCAGGAGGUAUCCAUGCUAAGGAAGUACGAAGAUGAUAAGUUGAAGGGACGCACGGAUAGUAAUCGAAAUAAGUCGCCUGAUGUCGAUCCCGACACACUCAAGGCAAUUAUAACGGAGCGCAAUGCUUUGCGUGAGAAAUGCAAAACGUUCAAAGAUCUCGAGGCAAGGGUAUAUGAGCUGCAGAAGAUAGCCAAUGAAGCCGAUAAAAUGUCUGAGCAUAUUGUGAAAAUGGAGCAUGAGAUGAAGAAGAUGCAAGAUUACUACGAAGAUCAAAUGGGCAAGCUGAAGUUCAACGAGGAGUUUUUGAAGUGUCAGCUGGACGAAAUGAAAGAAGACCUAAUUCGUGCCAGAUGUAGCGCACAAAAAGCGGAAUGCUUACAAAUGGAAAUUAGCUGCUUGCGAAACGAGCUGAUGCGACGUGAUCGGUCGCUGAACGAUUACGAUUGCCAGUAUAAACAAUUGAUGAAUGUCAUCGACGAGUUGCAGGGCAACGCCAUUCAAAAUCUUCACGAUACACAAACUCAAACUUGUGCCGAUUAUAUGGAGGACUUGACAUUCUUUGCGCGCGCCACCUUGAGCGAAAUCAAGAAGGAGCUGAGGAAACGUGGCGGCGAUGGCGACAAAAUCGGUGGCGGCGGCAUUUUCGAUGGACACGCCAUCACCGACGGCCUGAGUCCCGAAGAAUGUUGUGCCGAAAUGCGACGUCUACAAGAUAUCGUCAAGCAAUUAACAAAACAAAACGAAAUAUUGCAAAGUAACGUAAAGAAAGCGGCCGAAGAUUUAUGCGCAGACGCUCUUAAAAAGUUAGAGGAAAUGGAGGAGAAAUAUAAGAAAGCUCAAGACGAUAUUGCAAACUUGAAGAAGGAUAAGGACGAUCUUAAUAUGCGUGCGAUAAAUAAACUUCACGAGUUCUCUGAUCGUGUCGAUAAAUUGGAUUCGGAUGUGGGUGAGACGGCAAAAGAUACAGCUGGUAUGGAUAAGGAUUUGAAGGAAUCAAUGAAACUAGUGAGGGAGAUAAGUGAUAUACAUCUGAAAAAUGCGGAGCUGUCGAAUGCAGUGCAUGCGAUUACCACGCGCGAUGACGAGAAACUGAUCGACGACCUACGGAGGCAAUUGCUCGAAGAGCAAGCGAAGAACAAUAAAUGCCAGGAAGAGAAUAAACACUUACAAGAUGCUCUUGUCAAACGUGGCAUUGAUCCAGAUUUGGUUAAGAAAGACCUCGUUAAGGGCACUGAUGAUGCGCAAAAAGAAGGUCCCGGUGUCGAAAGGGUCGGUCGUGGUGCCGAUCAAGAUACCCAGAGAAGGGGCCCUGGUGGCGGUCUAGUUGGGCAAAGAGAAGGUCCUGGUGUCAGUGAAGAUGACAGAAGAGGGGGCUUUGGCGUUGGUCAAGAUGACAGAAGGGGAGGCCCUGAUGCCGGUAAAGAUGACCGAAAAGUUGGAUCUGGUGCCGGUAAAGAUGGCCUAAGAGAUGAACGAAGAGGAGGUCAAGAUGAGAGAAGAGGAGAGGGCCCUGGGGCGGUCCAAGAUGCACAAAGAGGCGGUCCUGAUGCCGGCCACGAUGACCAAAAAGGAGAACCAGGUGCAGGCCAAGAUGACCGAAGAGGAAAAGGCCCUGGUGUCGGUCAAGAUGCACAAAAAAGAGGACCUGGUGCCGGUAAAGAUGCACAAAGAGGAGGCCCUGAUGCCGGCCGCGAUGACCAACAAGGAGGACCAGGUGCCGGUCAAGAUGACCGAAGAGGAAAAGGCCCUGGUGUCGGUCAAGAUGCACAAAGAGGAGGACCUGGUGCCGGUAAAGAUGCACAAAGAGGAGGCCCUGAUGCCGGCCGCGAUGACCAACAAGGAGGACCAGGUGCCGGUCAAGAUGACCGAAGAGGAAAAGGCCCUGGUGUCGGUCAAGAUGCACAAAGAGGAGGACCUGGUGCCGGUAAAGAUGCACAAAGAGGCGGCCCUGAUUCGGGGCAAUAUGACCAAAACGCAGUACCAGGUGCCGGUCAAGAUGACCGAAAAGGAAAAGGUCCUGGUGCCGGUCCAGAUGCACAAAGAGGAGGACGUGGUGCCGGUCAAGAUGACCAAAAAGGAGGACCAGGUGCCGGUCAAGAUGACCAAAAAGGAGGACGUGGUGCCGGUCAAGAUGACCAAAAAGGAGGACCAGGUGCCGGUCAAGAUGACCAAAAAGGAGGACGUGGUGCCGGUCAAGAUGACCAAAAAGGAGGACCAGGUGCCGGUCAAGAUGACCGAAGAGGAAAAGGCCCUGGUGUCGGGCAAGAUGCACAAAGAGGAGGACCUGGUGCCGUUAAAGAUGCACAAAGAGGCGGCCCUGUUGCCAGUCAAGAUGACCAAAGAAGCAGCCCUGGUGCCGGUCAAGAUACACAAAGAGGCAGUCCUGAUGCAGGUCUAGAAGAACAAAGCCGAGGCCGUACUGGGCCCGGUACCGGCCAAAAAGAUCGACCCGGUGCGGGCAAAUAUGACGGUCCGGGUGCAGGUCAGAAAGGUGAGCCUGGUGCAGGCAAGGAUGGUGGUCCAACUACUGGUCAGGGAGGGGAACCUGGUGAUGGUAAAAGAACAGGGCCUAUUGCUGGCAUGGAAGGAAGCCCAGCUACAGUUCGUGAAGGCGGACCUAAUGCUAGUAGAAAAGACGGGUCGGAUGUAGGCAUGGACGGUGGGCCAGAUGCUAGUAGAAAAGGAGGACCCGGUACAGAAGAGGUCGGCGGAUCUGAUGACCUCAAAAGGGAUGACGGUGCAGGCAGGGAUGGCGUUCCAGGUGUAAGUGGACCAAGUACUGGUACUCCCGGCAGUCCCACUGCGGCUGCAGGUCCGUCCGGCGCUGACGGUGCUACAGCAGGUCCCACAGGGGAUGGUUCUGCAGUCGGUGGCGGAAUAACUGGCGGUGGUACCAGAGGUAUUACAGAUGCAACUGGCAACGUCCAUGGUGUUGGUGGUGGUAGCCCGGGUAGACUACAAAUGCGAAGUGGUGCCAGUCCUAGUGGUGGUGGGGGAAAAGGACGUAAAGGAAAAAUUUCCGAUGCUCCUGGCGACGAUGCUUUCCAACAAUUCAUCGACGUUAAUGCCACUACAAUGAUGUCAAAUAUAAAGGCUGGCAGUGCGCUGGAGAAGGAACUGCGCGGCAUACUGAAUGCUUUCAUGAUGGAGUGUGGAUUCUGUUUCUGUAAAAGUCUUGUGCCGAAGAGCAAAUUUUAUGCCCUCUGUCACAAGCUAUUGCACAGCGGCAUACAAUGUAUGUCUUUUCGCGAGUUGGCAUAUAUGCAUCGAAAAGUAUUCAUGGCCGCUGACAAGUUGCAUCCAGGCUGUCUACUAAAUAUGAUACUCACCGAGCAAGGUUUCAAGGAUGGCGAGCGUCUCAAGUGUUGCCAUUGCAAAAACGCGCUCUGCUGCAGCAAUUCAGCGGAAAUGCUCAAAGAAAAAGUGUACAAGUUGGAGCGGGACAUUGAGAUGGCCAAGGAACAUCUGGACAGCUUGAGGGUGCAGUCACGAUCGCCUAAGAGUCCAUGUACAACACGCGGAAAGACAUACCGGCAAAUGGAAGACAGCUAUUCAGAAGCUGUUGAAGAACUUCUAACAUGCCGGGAAACCAAACUUGCAUUGUCCAAAACAACUAGCAAACACAUGAAAACUUUGAAGGCUCGCAUCAUGAAAUGUUCCGACCUGAUGCGUUGACGAAUGUCGUCAAGCAAUUUCUCCUGUACCUUUUUUCUGUGCGUUAGUGCCGUUAUUUGUGUGUGUUUGUUUGUGAAAGACAGAUUCAUUGAAAAUCCCAACGACCUUGUUACGCUGUAUACAUA